This is a messenger RNA of Nilaparvata lugens (brown planthopper), 1939 nucleotides long. RefSeq names its product putative Dol-P-Glc:Glc(2)Man(9)GlcNAc(2)-PP-Dol alpha-1,2-glucosyltransferase (gene Alg10). Gene Ontology annotation, cellular component: endoplasmic reticulum. Gene Ontology annotation, molecular function: dolichyl pyrophosphate Glc2Man9GlcNAc2 alpha-1,2-glucosyltransferase activity. Bases 396 to 1796 code for a protein of 466 amino acids. The transcript has a single exon. NCBI's taxonomy places the organism in Eukaryota, Metazoa, Arthropoda, Insecta, Hemiptera, Delphacidae. The record is from RefSeq and is a predicted model, not a curated record. Gene Ontology annotation, biological process: protein N-linked glycosylation; dolichol-linked oligosaccharide biosynthetic process.
UCAGUCUGUUACUCCAUGAAGUAAGCUACUAGAGCUACUAGAGUACAGCACAGUUUGGUCGAUUAAUUGGUCGUAUAGGGUGAGUUGGUGUCUGGGUAUAAAGGCUUUUGGAUGAAGUGUCGUUUGGGUGAAGUCUUUGGGUUUCACGUCUUUUGAAGUGGUUUCACGUAAAGACGGGUUUUUACAGUGCCCUAGUUUUAUGUUGGUGAAGUGGUUUCACGGAUUCCAAAAUAUUGGGUGAAAUUGUAGAUUGGGUGAAAAAUAAAUUGGGUCUGUUGGUUGGCACCCACGCCAAAACGCCGUAAAAAGUAAAAACACCGAUUUUUUUUUAAAUUUUAUGUUGUGUAUAACUUGAAAUUUCUCAUCAAAUAUUAUUUUAAACAUUGGCUACAAUAAUGAUGUUUUACGGAUACAAUUAUUAUGUGCACAGUUUAAAAUUAGGAACUUGCUUUUCUUUGUACAUGAUUACAAGUGUGAUAGUGUUCAAUUACGUUUAUGAAGCACAACCAAAACCUUUUAUCGAUGAAAUAUUCCAUGUACCUCAAGCUCAAAAAUUCUGUAAUGGAACUUUCAACGAAUGGGAUGCUAAAAUUACGACUUUGCCUGGAGUAUAUUUAAUCUCUGUUGGGGCUCUUAAACCUUUGGCAAGUUUUAUGGACAACGUUUGUAGCGUCUAUGGAUUGAGGUUAACUAAUCUAGUUGCAUGCCUUAUCAAUUUCUAUUUAUUCUAUAAAUUGAUCAAAAGUAUUAACCAUAUUGAAUCAGUUAAGAACAGUUCAAAAGCAUUACUAUGUGGUCUGAACAUGGCGUGUUUUCCUGUUCUAUACUUUUUAUCAUUUUUGUACUACACUGAUGUUAUUUCAGUGUUUCUUAUUUUGCUGACUAUGUCAUUACAUUAUGGUAAAUUGUAUAAUACUGCAGCAGUAACUGGAUUUAUUUCUGUUGGUACUAGACAAACAAAUAUUGUAUGGAUCUUUCUCAUUGCUAUCGAUGGUCUAAUACAGUACCUGAAUCCUUAUAUAAUGAAAACUAAGUUAACACAGAAAGUACAAAGCUCUUCAAAUUAUGUAAAAAUUUUUCUCAUGUCAAUACCUGAAAUUAAAGAUAAGUGGUUAGUUUUUCUUGGGAUAUUUGAACAACUUGGAGGAUACUUGCUUGUUGGGAUUAGUUUCUGUGUGUUUCUGUUUUUGAAUGGUGGGAUUGUUGUUGGUGAUAAGGAAAAUCAUUCUUUUACUGUUCAUAUUCCUCAGAUUUUCUAUUUUUCUCUCUUUUACCUUGGCUUUGCUCUGCCCUUUUGUGUCACUAGAAUAAAACCUUUUCUCUUUUUAUGCAAAAAACAAUGGAAAUUAAUUAUUGUCUUUGUUGCUUCUAUACUUAUCAUUGUUCAUUUCAAUACACUAGUGCAUCCAUUCUUACUGGCUGACAACAGACACUAUACUUUUUACGUUUGGAAAAAAUUAUUUGAAAAUCCUAUACCAUUCCGGUACCUUAUAAGCCCUGUUUAUAUAUUUGGUAUCUACUGUAUCAAUUGCAAUUUGGCUCAUUUAAAUUUUAUUCACAAGUGCAGCUUUUAUGUUCUUCUGGCAUUCUGUUUAGUUCCACAAAAACUUGUUGAGGUUCGAUAUUUUGUAAUACCAUACUUAUUUCUGAGACUUCACUUGAAAGAUGUUCGUUGGUGGCAAUUGAUUUGCGAAUUUAUACUUUAUAAUGUGAUAAACUUUAUAACAGUAUACAUUUUUUUGACUAAAACUUUUUAUUGGAGCGACAGUAAAGAUGCUCAAAGAAUAAUGUGGUAGUAUUAGUUUUCAUAAAUAUAUGCUAACAUGCUUUGUUCAUGAUGCAUUGUGUUCACUAGUCUAAUUUAUUGAAGCAAUAGUUAUUGCAAUAUAAUUUUAAUAAGUAAAAUAAUUCGUUUUGAAAAUGGUCUCAUUAAUUUCUA